AUGGGUACUACUGGCUACGACAACGGUCAGUUCUGGCUAAUGAUCGAUACGGACCCUGUAAUGACCAAGAUUGGCGCAGCAGGUCUUGCGUUUGUAAGCGCUUGCUACCUGUACGUCGUCAUAAAGAUGCUGCGUUGGCAAAAGACUGUGCUUCAUCUUCAGCAGGCCAGUCAGAGGCAUGAAGAACAACGACGUGCGGACUCUGCUGUAGAUUCGUGGAUGCGUGCUGCAAGUCUUCGCUGUAAGACUCAAUACGUGGAAUUCACCUCCUUUCGUGGGAACAAACGGAAGUUUUGGAAUGUGUGCUUGAAGAUCUUCAAUUUGAGCAUGCAGAUGACAGUGCUGCUCGAGUUGCUGGAAACUGGGAACCCGGUAGCUCUUGUGUACGGCUACACAGCUUUUAUCUCGCUGGGCUCGUUGGCCGGAGCACUCAAGAUACUGAUCGGCAAGUUCUCUGCUAUGGGGGAAGUCGUCGCCGGUUGUCCCUUCGACCUGUUCGCUGCAAUAGUUUUUCCUUGUCUAGUACUCGUGUACUGCUUCUACAAUUUCCAAUUUGACGACGCCGUCUUCGCGACAUAUCUGGAAAUUCUCCCCGUCGGCAGCUUUGAGCGCUCCGCUGCAGUCUUCGCUGACCCCUCCGAGAUGGCACUUUUCCGCUUGGCGUUUGACUCGCUUCGAAUCAAGUCCACUCUCGAUUUGGUUCUAAGAGUUGGCAUCAACCUUUCGUUUUGUUAUCGGCUGAAGCGCAUUGGAGAUGUCCUUAGACCGGUCCCCAGAGUGGUCGCAGUCUUCUUCAUCGCAUUCAGUGUCGUGGUCUGGAUGGUCACUAACCAAGUCAUCGCAGACUCACACGCACACUGCUCUCAUUACCCGCAGUGUGUUGUCUACGCCUACCGCUGGAAACAGGGCGGGGUGUGUCCGUGUCGAAUUCUGAUUGACGUGGAUCGGGCACCAAGAACGUACGACGAGUGGACCAAUCCAGUCGACGUGUACAGCACCGUUCAGGCACUGGCGACUGCAGGAGAAUUGCGGUCACUUCAGCUGAUUAAUCGCCAACUGCUCGAAUUGCCGGAAGAACUUCGAGCCUGCCGCCAACUUUCGUCCUUGGAACUCAUUUAUACCGGUAUUCAGAAGAUUCCGUCGUGGACCAAGGAGUUCAAGUACCUUCAAACUCUCCAUUUGGAAGGGAAAGUGGGCAGUCAAAAUCUCCUUUUACUGCCCGACGACCUUUUCAAUGAUAUGCCGUGGCUAUCCACAAUUCACAUUGGGAUUCAUCCAGAGCUUUCGCGUAUUCCGUCUCUCAGUGGUGUUCCGAAUCUCCAGAGUGUGACUCUAGCCUGGUUACUCGAGCUACGAACCCUCCCGAGUUUUGAUCACGUUUCUCGGCUGCAGAGUCUCGUCUUGGGGCUGCUGCCUCACCUCGAACAGAUACCAGACAUGGCACCGCUGAAAGCUCUCUCGGACUUUACACUUUCGCUCCCAAUCCAACUCUGCUGCAAUGGAUUUCGUGGGAAGUGCGACUUAACUGACGACUUCUGCGUCCAAAACUCUCGCUCGGGUAUCCCAGCGGCGUCUUGCUUCAAGGGUGAACCUUUUCUUGGUAAUGCUGGUACCCAAGAAGCGUUCACUCGAUUCGAUGCCAGCAUCUGCCAGAAAAUGUCUUCCGACUUGCUGGUUGUACCAGGUGGGCCUACUAAGCAAACGAUCGAAAUAUGCGACAGCAAACCAUUCGCCCAGUGUGAGGGUCCUGACGGAGGAGUUGGCAUCUGUUACAAUACUCGUAUGCAGGUGCUGUCAUGCUAUGGGGACGAAAACUACAUUAAGCUACGUCGGUAUCAGAUUCAGAAAGAUAUUGGGCAAAAAUGUGAUUCCGUCCUGGAAGGAUGGCUGGGCUGCAGAGACUGA
Phytophthora infestans T30-4 is the source of this 1905-nucleotide messenger RNA. RefSeq lists its product as uncharacterized. The transcript is spliced from 6 exons. Bases 1 to 1905 code for a protein of 634 amino acids. The record is from RefSeq and is a predicted model, not a curated record. NCBI's taxonomy places the organism in Eukaryota, Oomycota, Peronosporomycetes, Peronosporales, Peronosporaceae.